This is a messenger RNA of Rhincodon typus (whale shark), 738 nucleotides long. RefSeq names its product TM2 domain containing 1 (gene tm2d1). The record is from RefSeq and is a predicted model, not a curated record. Bases 58 to 738 code for a protein of 226 amino acids. The transcript is spliced from 6 exons. NCBI's taxonomy places the organism in Eukaryota, Metazoa, Chordata, Chondrichthyes, Orectolobiformes, Rhincodontidae.
GCUGAGGGAGGGGACUGGCCUCCUGCUUCCUGCAGCGACACGUGAUCAGGUUCCAAGAUGGCGCUACCCAGGGACCGGUGGCAGUUACGGCUCUGUCUCCUGUUUCUUUGCUUUUGUUUCAUAGGCGCUGUCCUUGUCGAUGUUGAUAAAUGCGAAGAACUGCGAAUCGGGCAAUACAUUUGUGAUAGUCCUAAGAUAAAUGAUGUAACACAAGAGCCAGAAAAUUGCACAAAUGAAACAGCUUUUGUUCCUUGUAUGCCAGCUCCUAAUAUUACCUGCAGAAAUUAUAGCGGCUUGGUGAAUACCUUCACUGGAAAAGAAGUAGGCUUCUAUAAGCCCCUUCCUUGCCGUAAUGUAUCUGGUUACUCUUAUAAAGUGGCAGUGGCCCUUUCAUUAUUCCUUGGAUGGCUAGGAGCAGACCGAUUCUACUUAGGAUAUCCAGCAUUGGGCAAAAUUAGGAAUUCUUCAGCCAUGGAGAGGAGGUGGUUGAACAGGAUUCUUGCAAUGACCUAUCCCAUGGCAGACAACACGGAGACCUCGCUGAAAUUAUCACCUUCUUUUCUUGAUGAAAGUAACAACUUUGCUUCUGACAUCAUCCAGCAUGCUUCUUCCUUCCAGAUGAGUAAGAUUGUGGGACCUGCUGAUGGUUCAAAUUACAUCAUAGAUUACUAUGGAGCAAGACUCACAAGAUUAGCAAUUGACAAUGAUACAUAUAGAAAGACACAAAUGGAACUAUGA